Messenger RNA from Zerene cesonia (dogface butterfly), 1192 nucleotides. RefSeq names its product zinc finger protein 836-like. Gene Ontology annotation, biological process: regulation of transcription by RNA polymerase II. Gene Ontology annotation, molecular function: DNA-binding transcription factor activity, RNA polymerase II-specific; RNA polymerase II transcription regulatory region sequence-specific DNA binding. The record is from RefSeq and is a predicted model, not a curated record. The transcript has a single exon. The coding region runs from base 12 to 1160 and encodes 382 amino acids. Gene Ontology annotation, cellular component: nucleus. NCBI's taxonomy places the organism in Eukaryota, Metazoa, Arthropoda, Insecta, Lepidoptera, Pieridae.
GAAUAAACAAUAUGCUGAAUAAUAAUUAUUUUUUUUCUUUGCAAAAACCUUUAGUCUCUUGUUUUUUUCUAGGAUUGGAAGAAAUGUUAACGCGUUCAAGACAUACUGAGGGAAAUGAUUUACGGAUUACAAGUCACCAAAAUAAUAGUGAAAACAAGAGUUUUGUUAGUAGAAUAGAUAGUGAUAUUAAAACAGAGCAAACGAAAGGUCUAGAGGAGAAAGGAGAUAAGAGCGAGUUAUGGAAGGAGAAUGUACUAAACCUCUUUGAGUUUUCUAACCUGUAUCCGUUUAUACAUAUCAGAAGCAAAUAUGGAUGCUUUAUUUGUACAAAACUAUUUCUAGAUACCACCGCGCUCAGAGAGCAUUACAGUGAACACACAGUGAACGAAAUAGGCCUCGCGUUAAAUCGAAUUAAAGAAAAAAUUGUCAAGGUCGAUGUGUCCAACAUGCAGUGUAAAAUAUGUGGAAGUACCCUCGAUAACCUAAGGUUGCUCAAGCUCCACUUGCAAGGUCACGGAAAACGUAUCGAUCCAAAUAUACAAGAUGUCAUACCAUUCAAAUUGGAUGGCGUUGAUUUUGAAUGUCAAACGUGCGGAGAGAAGUUCUUUAAACUGCGCCUCUUAAUCAUACACAUGAAUAGGCAUUACAAUAACUACAGUUGUGAGACGUGCGGCUCCGGAUUUAUAUCACUCAAUCUGUUGAAACGUCACUUGGAAGUGCAUCAGGUUGGCUCAUAUCCCUGCAGUGUAUGCGAGAAGGUGUUUACUAGUGCAGCGAAGAGGAGCAUCCAUUUGCGUGGAGUUCAUUUGAAGCAGUACCCUCGCACGUGUCCAAUGUGCCCAGAACGGUUCAUUUCGAAUUAUAAGAAGAUUGUCCAUCUACGAUUCGUUCAUCAUCAGAGCGUCGUUCUGCAUAGAUGCGAUACUUGCGGCCGGGAGUACAACCUGAAAUCGCAGUUAGAAAGGCAUGUGCGUUCGGUGCAUAUGCAGGAACGGAAAUUCGAAUGUGAGGUGUGCCGUAAGAGGUUUUUCACUCAGUACAGAUUGACGAGGCACGGCCUCACUCAUACUGGGGAGAGGCAUUUCAAAUGUCCGGUGUGCGGGAAGCUGUAUGCGAGGAAGGAUAAUAUGGAAACGCAUGCUAAAUCUUGCAAGAAAUGAUUUAGAUCGAUGGAUUAUUGUAAAUUUGUACG